Schistocerca gregaria is the source of this 3261-nucleotide messenger RNA. It is a transcript of the gene Rpt3, whose product is annotated as 26S proteasome regulatory subunit 6B. Gene Ontology annotation, cellular component: proteasome regulatory particle, base subcomplex. Gene Ontology annotation, molecular function: proteasome-activating activity; ATP binding; ATP hydrolysis activity. The coding region runs from base 1951 to 3207 and encodes 418 amino acids. Gene Ontology annotation, biological process: proteasome-mediated ubiquitin-dependent protein catabolic process. The record is from RefSeq and is a predicted model, not a curated record. NCBI's taxonomy places the organism in Eukaryota, Metazoa, Arthropoda, Insecta, Orthoptera, Acrididae. The transcript has 9 exons.
UCUUUUGUUUUGAUCACAGAAAGUAAAAUACCGCAUAUUUUUAUUUGCUGAUGCUCCGCGGUGUAAAAUAAAUUUGUCACGUAAAUAUCCGCCACAUCUUCGUCUUCUAGUAUGAACCUCGUAAACGUGAAUUCCUGACAGGUUAUGACGUAUCGUUUCUCUAGUAAGUGAUAGAACCGAAGACUUGAAGUAGCAUUGUGUUUCAACUGAAAAUACAAGGAACUUGGCUUUGUUUAUGCUUCAGAAGAGCCCGCCUUACGAAGAAGAAUGGUCAACCAUGACUGAAAAUCUGGGUGUCUGCAUGAGCGCGCCGACAAUUUAUGAAGACUUAUGGAUGGCCAAAAAGGAGAUGGCUUGCCGACUUCACACGUUGUCGACGCCAUCGACUGGAGCGAACCGGCAAUGCGGUUCGUUCGCUUCGUCUUCAUCAUCUUGUUGCGGAUAGCAGCCGAAGUCAUACUGCGCGUAAUGGCUGAGCCGUUUAGAAGUGUUGACAACAACGCAGAUGACAUCAUUACCGAUAAUACAACCGCCAGGUGCGCCAAAAUCGGUAUGGAGGAGCACUGAAUACCCCUUUCCACAUCACAUAGUGAUCUAGGAAUGAACUGCCUUAUUUGCGAAACGUAUCGUAAGAAAAACACACAUUCAAUAUUUACAUUCGACUAUAAAUAACACAGUCUUUGGAUCUCGCUUCAAGCAAUAGAAUUAUUUUGAAAAUUUGUAUUUCUUUCUUUUUAGUAUGUAUGUGUUUAUUACAGAAAUGACAUAAUACCUGAAUUUACAUGUACAUGUUAUGUCUCUAGAAAAGGCCCGACUUCAAGGAGAGUGAGAACGUCGAGUGGGAAUACUAAUGCUAUCAUCUGUGAAUUGGUCUCCUUCAUCCAACUGUUCUUUUUAUGGUGCUUCUUCACAUCAGUUUAUUUGUACUUACGACAUGUAUAAAUGUAUCAGCGAAGAUGCAAAUGGAAAAUUGUUGAGCGAGUCAUACAAUAGAAAUAAAACCCAACAAAGGUGUAUAAACGAUUGCACUUCCUUACUUAUUAAUACUACAAGUCUUCAUCUUGUAAUAAUGGCUGUCUAGUCGUAUUUCAUUUCUCAUACAAUUAGGAUACGUAUAAUACGUAUUUCGUCUGUCAUAUUCAUGUCAAACAUGAGAUGGAGUAUCAUUUAUUUUAUUCAUAAAUGUCCAUACAUAUUUGUUAAUUAUACAGUUGGAUUUUCUUAUGUAAUCAUGAGCUAGCUAGUUGCGUCCACCUGUUUAGUGCGAACAAGCUACAAGGUGCGUACUAAACUUGUCAACUUUUGACCAAUCUCUUAUAAAAUCUACAACUCAAGCUUUUAUAAAAGAUAUGAUGAAAGCACCCCAGUACGCUGUUAAACGAUUUAUAGAAGAUCUUUGGCCAAAUUAUGUUUCAGUCAUCAGUGUAAUACGUGCAUAAUCCUCUGGUCUCCUCUCGAGUAAAUCGCUUCCAAAAUAAAGAUUGGCAGUAAGUGACAAUAUGUUGAAGGGAUUGGCACUUCUUCUGUGUAUUUAUAUUUUACAGUUAUUAAUGCAAAUGUUAAUGCCUUACAGCAGUAAGAAUCAUCACGCCUAAAAUUUAUUGGAAGACGUCAUCUAUUCAACAACACACGUUAGCGCCAAAUUCAAAGACUUCAAAACUGAACAGCUAUAACCAAAGAGGUUUCAACAACCGCAAAUGUCAAUUGAACCUCGGUAUGAAACAAACCUACAAUUUCUGUGCGUUAUUCUAGGAGAUCUCUAGUUCUAAAAGAGAAUAUUAAACUGCACGAAUUUUACUAUUUUAAACUGAUACUAUUGGUAAAGAAUAUCUAAAUUAUUGUGCAACCUACGUAGAUAAAUUACAUUCGAAACGCAGCAUAUCCGACGAUAUUCAAGUGUUUCCUUCAAAGACGUUGGUAUUCCUGCAGUGACUACGCGUGUUUAGUAAAAUGGAAGAAAUAGGAAUAAUACUCACUGACAAGCUAGAAGACACUGCACAGGAUGCAAAGCAAACUACUACAGGCGCCUUGGGGAUCGGUGCUUCAGAUGAUACGGAUUUCGAGGACUUGUACACAAAGUAUAAGAAGCUUCAAAGGCAACUGGAAUUCUUAGCUGUACAGGAAGAAUACAUAAAAGACGAGCAGCGCAACUUGAAAAAGGAGUACCUGCAUGCGCAGGAGGAAGUUAAGCGGAUACAGAGUGUUCCCCUGGUUAUUGGGCAGUUUCUCGAGGCUGUUGACCAGAAUACUGGAAUAGUUGGCAGCACUACAGGUUCAAACUACUAUGUCCGAAUACUGUCGACAAUUGACCGGGAACUUCUGAAACCUUCAGCAAGUGUUGCCCUCCACAAACACAGCAAUGCACUGGUUGAUGUUCUCCCACCUGAGGCUGACUCAUCCAUAUCAAUGCUCCAGGCAGAUGAGAAGCCAGAUGUAACAUACUCUGACAUAGGAGGUAUGGACAUGCAGAAGCAGGAAAUUAGAGAGGCUGUGGAGCUGCCCUUGACACACUUUGAACUCUACAAGCAGAUUGGUAUUGACCCACCCCGUGGUGUACUGAUGUAUGGGCCACCAGGCUGUGGAAAGACCAUGCUAGCAAAAGCUGUUGCUCAUCAUACUACUGCUGCAUUCAUCCGGGUAGUCGGCUCAGAAUUUGUCCAGAAAUAUUUAGGGGAAGGCCCACGAAUGGUGAGAGAUGUAUUUAGACUUGCCAAGGAAAAUUCUCCUGCCAUCAUCUUCAUCGAUGAGAUUGAUGCCAUUGCAACGAAGCGAUUUGAUGCGCAGACUGGUGCAGACCGAGAAGUGCAGAGAAUUUUGUUAGAAUUGCUGAACCAAAUGGAUGGCUUCGAUCAGACUACAAAUGUUAAGGUUAUUAUGGCAACAAACCGUGCUGACACUCUCGACCCAGCACUCCUCCGGCCCGGUCGUCUUGACCGCAAGAUCGAAUUUCCUUUACCUGACAGGAGGCAAAAGCGGUUGAUCUUCUCAACGAUUACAAGCAAGAUGAACCUGAGCGAAGAAGUGGACCUGGAGGAUUAUGUUGCUCGUCCAGAUCGCAUCUCUGGUGCGGACAUAAAUGCCAUCUGCCAGGAGGCUGGAAUGCAUGCAGUACGUGAGAACCGGUACAUAGUACUUACGAAAGAUUUUGAAAAGGGUUACAAAAAUAAUAUAAAGAAAGAUGAAUCAGAACAUGAAUUCUACAAAUAAACUGUUUCUAAUUUUAUACUGUUUACUAAUAAAUUAUGUUUUGUGUUCAGUUUA